CGGUACCGAGGAGCGAGCACCGAUCCCGCGCUCCGCCCGCCCGGAGCGGCCCCCGGCUUCCUCGGUGACAUCCCCACGCUGCCACCAACGCCCUGCGCUGCUUUUCAAACUUUUCUAACUCGGGAAUUACCAGCCAUGGAGAGGAUGCAGCAGAUCGUGGGGAGGGCGAGGGCCGCCUUCAACUCGGGCCGGAGCCGCCCGCUGGAGUUCAGGAUGCAGCAGCUGAAGGCCCUGGAGAGGAUGGUGCAGGAGAAGGAGAAGGAGAUCCUGGCAGCGCUCAAGGCGGAUCUGAACAAGUGUGGGCACAACGCCUACAGCCAUGAGAUCCUGGGUGUGCUGGGGGAGCUGGCCCUGACCAUGGAGAAGCUGCCAUCCUGGGCAGCCCCCCAGCCCGUGAAGAAGAACCUGCUGACCCUGAGGGACGAGGCGUACAUCGGCUACGAGCCCCUGGGCGUGGUGCUGGUCAUCGGGGCCUGGAACUACCCCUUUGUGCUGGUCAUGCAGCCCCUGAUCGGGGCCAUCGCAGCAGGCAAUGCCGUGGUGGUGAAGCCCUCAGAGGUCAGCGAGAACACGGCUCGGCUGGUGGCCGAGCUCCUCCCACAGUACCUGGACAAGGAGCUGUACCCCGUGGUCACUGGAGGAGUUCCUGAGACAACCGAGCUGCUGACCCAGAGAUUUGAUCACAUCCUCUACACUGGCAACACUGCAGUGGGCAAAAUUGUGAUGGCAGCAGCUGCCAAGCACCUGACCCCUGUCACCCUGGAGCUGGGGGGGAAGAGCCCCUGCUACAUCGACAAGGACUGUGACCUGGCUGUCGCCUGCAGGCGGAUAACGUGGGGCAAGUACAUGAACUGUGGGCAAACCUGCAUCGCCCCAGACUACAUCCUGUGUGACCCAUCCAUCCAGAGCAAGGUGGUGGAGAACAUCAAGGCCACUCUGAAGGAAUUCUACGGGGAAGACGUGAAGUCGUCUCCAGACUAUGAAAGGAUUGUCAACCAGCGCCACUUCAAGAGGGUCAAGGGCCUGCUGGAAGGGCAGAAAAUUGCUCAUGGAGGAGAGACUGAUGAGGCCUCCUGCUUCAUAGCACCAACCAUCCUCACGGAUGUUUCCCCGGAGUCCAAGGUGAUGGAGGAGGAAAUCUUUGGCCCAGUGCUGCCCAUUGUGACUGUGAAGAGUGUGGAGGAGGCCAUUGAGUUCAUCAACAGUCGGGAGAAGCCCCUUGCCCUGUAUGUUUUUUCCAACAACAAGCAGUUAAUCAAGAGAGUCAUCUCGGAAACCUCCAGUGGUGGUGUGACUGGAAAUGAUGUCAUUAUGCAUUUCUUCCUCUCAACUUUGCCUUUUGGUGGUGUUGGCCACAGUGGGAUGGGUGCCUACCAUGGCAAGCACAGCUUCGAGACCUUCUCGCACCGCCGUGCCUGCCUGAUCAAGGACCUGAAGAUGGAGAGCACCAACAAAAUGCGGUACCCACCUGGCAGCCAGAAGAAGGUGGACUGGGCCAAGUUCUUCCUCCUGAAGCGGUUCAGCAAGGCCCGAAUUGGGCUCUUCGUCCUGGCCCUGCUGGGGGUUGUGGCAGCAGUGAUGAUUAAGGUGGUUAACUGAUGAAGAGAGGAGAAGGCACCAUGUGCACGUCAUACUCUGGGUGCUCGCUUUGUGUCUGUUUCCUUGAGCUGGGAAGUCAUUAUUUUCUUUUCUUCUGGGUGAUUUCAGUGAGCUGUCGAGCACACAGAGUAGCCUUAGAGAGGCACUAACCACGAGAAGGCUCAGAUUCCUGUUUACUUAAAAGCCAUGCUGGAACAGAGGGACCAGUGGGGACAAGCUCUCCGAAGGAGGACUGCAGAGCAAGAAAUUCCAGUCCCUGCCUCCACCCCGUGCCAUGCAGAGCUUCCAGGGACACACAGUGUCCUGCAGCAAACCACUCACCUUCCUUCAGUGACCAUCAGGAGCUGAAGUUUCAGCAGUCCUUGGGUUGACACUGUUUUCCCUGCAGUUUUGGGGAUGGUCUGAGCACCCACCCUCUUGGUGACAAGCCUGAGGCAGGCUGUGCUGCCCGAUGCAUUUGGCCAAGAAUGAUGGCUGUGAAUAAACCCAGUGAGGUUUCCCUUGCCAUUGAUUUGAGGUGAAGCAUGCUCACAUCUCUGCGAACCAGAAUCAUCCACAGCUUGUUGCUUGCUGGGUUCUGUGUUUCAUCAUGUGCCUUUAACAGUUAUUUAGCAGUUAGAAAAUUCCAAAGGUGAUGCCUGCCAGUGCUGAUGAGUGUCUCAUGCUGGAGCAAAAGAACUUUCAGGACUGUUCAGAGAAAUGGGAAUGACAAAUAACCUUGUGGAUUAGCCCAACCCCACACACCCACUUGCUUUUUCCCUGUGGAAUGGGGAAGAGAAUUGGAAGAAGGUGAAAAAACUUGUAUGUUGAGAUAAAAAUAGUUUAAUAGGUGAAGUGAAAAUUGAGCUUGCAGGCAGAUCAAAGCAAAUUAAGGAAUUGUUCAUUAAUUCCCCUCAUCAGGCAGGUGUUCAACCAUCCCCAGGAGAGCAGGGCAUUGUCACACCUGGUGGUGACUUGGGAAGACAAACACCAUAACUCCCAAUGUCACAAAUUCAAAACACAACCAUCCUUCUACAAAGAAACUUAGUGUCUACAACAAAAAUUAACUUCAUCUCAGCCAAAGCCAGUACAAAGCUGUUCCUGGUCAGAUUCCUCCAAGGGAAAACAAUUAGUGGAAGAGUGUGUGUGCUCCUUCGUGUUUGAGCUUCUCAGGAUGCUGUAAUCUUGCACUGGGGGAUAAUGUGGGGCUUGUUCUAGCUUGGGGGAAGGAUGCUGAAGGAAUUGAAGGCGAAAGAGCCUUAGAACUAUUAAUGUUAAAGCAAAUGGAAAAGUUAUUACUAAAUGCAAUUAAUAUAGAGUAGAAAAUUAUAUUUACUGUGCAAUAAGUGGGGUUUCUUCAUGUCUGGUGAAAAUCCAUGCGCUAAGCCUUUUUGAUGAUACAUUUUGCAAGCCACUAAAUAAACACAGAGAAUUUAAAUAAUAAAC
Molecule: messenger RNA, 3024 nt
Organism: Cinclus cinclus
Lineage: Eukaryota; Metazoa; Chordata; Aves; Passeriformes; Cinclidae
Product: aldehyde dehydrogenase family 3 member A2-like
Exons: 11
Coding region: 136-1599 (487 amino acids)
Biological process (GO): aldehyde metabolic process
Cellular component (GO): cytoplasm
Molecular function (GO): aldehyde dehydrogenase (NAD+) activity
Source: RefSeq, a predicted model, not a curated record